AGUGAGGAGUGCUGUGUGAGGAGUGCUGUGUGAGGAGUGCUGUGUGAGGAGUGCUGUGUGAGGAGUGCUGUGUGCGUGCUGUGUGCACGCAUUGCGUCGCGCCGGGAUGCGUGGGAAGAGUUGGGCUCUCCCGCAAGUACAGGAGCUGCACAAGAAUGACAACAACAAGACAGAUUUCUGCAAUCCUGCAUUCGAACCCAGUCCGACUGAGGGAGAUAACGAGACACCUGAUGCCACUCCAGGCGUGCGGCACAGCGUGUGGAGCGGCGUGUGGAGCGUGCGCAGGCUGCUGCAGGGAGUGGCGUUUGUGCUGGGAGCCGCUGCUCUUGCAUCAGCAGCAGCGAUCACCACUCACACCCUCCUGUCCCAGUCGUCUCGGCCGUGGAACAACGCCACGAACGCACCAAGCCCAGACUCGCAGGUGACAGCCGGCACCACCACCGCGUCGACGCCUCUCCCGGGGCCCACGCCCGUCCCUCCCCAUCCAGCGCUUUGCGGAGGCGAGCUGCGGGGCCUGCUCGGAUCGUUCCACACGCCGGGCUACGCGGAGGGGGUGCGCUACCCGCGCGCGGUGCGCUGCGAGUGGCGCGUGCAGGUGCCCGCACACCUGCACGUGGCGCUGCGCUUCUCGGGGCGCUUUGCCGUGGAGGGGGCUCCGCCGUGCCUACACGACGCGCUCACGCUCACCGACGCCGCCACACAGACGCCCAUCACACGGCUGUGUGGGGGGCGGGCCCCCCCAACGCUCCACACGCACACGCACUCGCUCCUCGCAGUGUUCACCUCCGACUCCAGUGUGGAGGAGGCAGGGUUCAACGUGACGUACCACGCACACCACCCGGACACCCUGGAGUGCGCGCAGGAUGAAUGGGCGUGCGACGUGGGACGCUGUCUCCUGCCGCAGUUCGUGUGCGACGGCGUCACGGACUGCGUGGACAGGAGCGACGAGGAGAGCUGCAACGGCACCUUCCAGCUCGGCUGUGGAGGGGUGCUCACAGACUCUGAAGGCACCAUCACGUCGCCUCUCUACCCAGAGCUAUACCCCCCGUUACAGGUGUGCGUGUGGCGUAUCGUGGUGCCCGAGGGCCUGGUGGUGGAGCUGCACGUGGAGGAGUUCAACCUGGAGCCCCACCCCCUGUGCCUGUACGAUCACCUUGAAGUGCUCGAUUCACCACCCGCACGUACGCUCAUUGGCCGGUUUUGUGGGUCCCAUGUCCCACCUCCUCUGAUCUCCUCUGGUAACGAGCUGCUGGUCAGUUUCGUGUCCGAUGAAGAGACGACGGCACCUGGAUUCAGGGCAACCUACAUCGCCGUCAACCAAUCAGAGCGUGGGUGUGCGCAGGAUGAAUUCAAGUGCUUUGCCCCAGUGGCAUGCAUUCCCAUGGAGUGGGUGUGCGACGGUUGGUUUGACUGCAUGGACGGAAGUGAUGAGAGAAACUGUACUGCAUUGAACAUCACACAAACCAACAACAGUGAUGUGGAGUGUGAAGGUGUGCGAGUGGAGAUGUGUAGCGGACUCAGCUACAACCUCACGUCGUUUCCCAACGUCCUGCUCUCGCUGCCCGACCAAGACACAGCGGAUGCCCUGCUGCAGCAUUACAAGGUGCUGACGGAGCUGGCGUGUUACCCACACCUGCGCUUCUUGGUGUGUGCCGUGCUGGUGCCGGGCUGCGUUCCGGGAGAGGGCGUGCGGCCCCCGUGCCGCGAGGUGUGCGCCGAGGCGCUGGAAGCCUGUGCCGAUGCGAUGCAAACCCUCGGCUUACCCUGGCCAAUUAGUUGCGAGCUCUAUCCCGAGGCCGCCCAGGGUGGCUGCACCCUGCCCUGACAUUUGACCGCGCGACCUCUCAACCAGAACUCUCGAAAUGUGAUGAUGAACCUAACUCAGAUUCCAGAGGAGCACAUGACCAAUAUACAACCAUGCCUAGAGUAAUCUGAAUCUAUGUCCCCAAGCACAAAUUACGAAGGGCUCACUAUGUAUGUUGUCAAGAAUGUACUUUUUUUUUAAAGCUAUCAAAUUUCUGGGAGGCUCAACCGGAACACAUGGUGAGCUUGCAGUCACUCGUGUCAACCGUGCCCACGAUUGGACACUCAACCCCUAAACCCCAUUCACAGAGUAGUGAGUGGCGUCUUCCUCCUGCUAAUUGGCCCCACCCACCCCUCUCCCGCCCUUUGCCCACACAAGGAGUCGAACAUGAAUGCAUGAAAAACAUUGUAAGUGGGAUAAAAUUCUGAUUUUCACAACAUUUUCAGAACACUGGGACAGCCAUCCUGAAAACUGGGACUGGCCAGGACAUUUGGUAGCUUUGCCAGAAUUUUGGCAAAAAUGUGUCGACGUCUUUAUCACCAGCAAUGGGGAAACUAUUGAAUAUGAUUGAUUUUUGGUGGUGUUUUAAAAAAAAUAGUGAGGCUAGCUUGCACUCGACUGCAGACUUGUGUCAUGAGGGCUGAACCAUGCUGUCCUUGUGUUGUAAGUGGUGCUGCAGAGCAUUCGUGUUCUCAGAACCAACCCCAGUUGUAAUCAGAUCUCUGCCAAACAUGUGAAAAUAUAGGUAAGAUAAUCCAUUGCAGGUUAGCAAUGUUUUGAUAAAAUCUUUCAGAACAUCAUAUUUUCCACGCUCUUUUCAGAAUAGUACCGUGGGGCUGGUGUUUAUUUUUUUGUAUAAAACAAUUAGUGCACAGUUAAUAAUAAAACAAAUUAUUUGGCAAUGCUGCUGCGUUGGCAGUGGUGGACCAGCACAAUGAAGAACAAAACUCCACACAUUAGUCAUAAACACCGUGACCUUAAAAUUAAACAAAUAUAUAUAAAAGAGGUGACGUUUUGGUUAAUGGCCCUUCUGCAAAGCAGAAUCAUAAUAUUUAGACUGGAGUAAUCCGACGAGCAAUGAAGCUCUUUUUCACAGAUGUCCAGUAGGGGCGAGUAAGAAAGUUACAACAAACAAUACAAAAAUGAUAGCAGUGCACAAUACAAAAAAAGGUAAGCAAAUCACUGAAUAUAAAUAAAUAGAUUAUAAAAUAAAAUACUGUAUACAAGUCUGAUUUUCAACAAAAUGCAAGAGUGGGCAAAGCAUUACAUUCCAUUUCUGGGGCCACACAGGGGCUGCUUCAUUUUAAUGUGCUGUGAAGAAGGGCCAUUGCCCGAAACGUCGCCUAUUAUAUAUUUUAAGACCACACUGUUGUUGACGAUUCUAUUGAGAUAAAAAGAAACAGGCAUAAAUGCAUUUCAUCGUAUGCUGUCCACUUUGAUAAGAGCUAUAUUUGUAAGUUAACUUGUUAAUGUCACAAACACAUACUGGUAUCAGUUGUCUGAACUAUAAUCUCAUAUCUGCCUUAAUUUGAGAGGAGCAUGGUGUCAAAAGUAGUGAAAUAUUCUUGCAGAGGUUUUUUUUUUAUCAGAUGUAACUGGUUUGAUUGCUGAUGUGCUGGCAGACAUUACUUUGACGUAGCGAAUGGUAUUUUUUAGAGUGUGAAUUUGCAUUUAUAUUUUUAUAUCACCUUUUCAAGUUUAAUGUACGUACAGUGCUAUCGUAAUUUCACCGCUGUUUUCCACUAGUCAUGAGUUUUCUAUAUGAUGUACACUGCUUCAACUAUAGCGAUGAGUUGUGGAUUUAACAUUUCUGGAAUUAUUAAGGACGAUUUUGGAUAUAUUUUUUCCAGAUUUUCGGAACACUUACAUUUCAUGCAUAUGUAACGUGUCUUUGUGUCAACAGGGUACACUUUGAUGUCACACAGCAUCUUAGCACAUAGCUGGCUGUGAUGUCACAAGCUGUGCUGUCAUAGAGCACAGAGCUUGCUGCGAUGUCAUAGGGCACAAAGCACGAUGUGAUGUCUCAGCGUGAAGCACUCUGCGAUGGAACAGACAAAUCAUGCUGUGAUGUUACAGACAGCAUCCUGUGAUGCCACAGAGGACAGAACAUACUCUGGUGUCACAGAGCAGAUCGCAAGCUGGCGAUAUCACGGUGCAUAUAACGUUUUGUGAUGUCACAGAGCAAUCUGAGACGCCAAAAAGCACUGAGCAAGGUGUAUAGUCACAGCACAUAAAUAAUGCUGUGAUUGAUGUCAGGUUUUCCAUUAACUAUGUUAUUCAAAUCAAUCUGCCGUUUAUUUGAAUAAAAGCGACGUCGAAAAUCAGGUCAGAUGAAAAGGCGCUCUGCUCUGUACACCCUUUGUAACGAACGUGUCCUGCUCGUGCACAUGAUCAACACGUUUCAGUCAUUCAAUAAAUCGUUUUAACCACUUAUGCA
Molecule: messenger RNA, 4241 nt
Organism: Petromyzon marinus (sea lamprey)
Lineage: Eukaryota; Metazoa; Chordata; Hyperoartia; Petromyzontiformes; Petromyzontidae
Gene: MFRP
Product: membrane frizzled-related protein
Molecular function (GO): protein binding
Source: RefSeq, a predicted model, not a curated record